Molecule: messenger RNA, 1236 nt
Organism: Syzygium oleosum
Lineage: Eukaryota; Viridiplantae; Streptophyta; Magnoliopsida; Myrtales; Myrtaceae
Product: extensin-like
Exons: 2
Coding region: 1-1236 (411 amino acids)
Source: RefSeq, a predicted model, not a curated record
AUGGGCCGCCACUCGCCGUCCGUCGGCCACCGUCUCCUCCUGCCGACCGCCCGCCUCCCGCCGCAGCCCGUCGGAGGCCCCCACCCGCCGUACGCCGGCCACCGUCUCCCGUCGCCAGCCACCCUCCUUUUGCUGCCGUCCACCAUGGGCCGCCAUUCGCCGUCCGUCGGCCACCGUCUCCCGUCGUCGACCGCCCUCCUCCCGUCGCAGCCCGUCACAGGCCCCCACCUGCAGUACGCCGGCCACCAUCUCCCGCCGCCAGCCACCCUCCUCCCGCUACCGUCCACCAUGGGCCAUCACUUGCCGUCCGCCGGUCACCGUCUCUCGCCACCGAUCGCCCUCCUCCCGUCGCAGUUUGUCGCGGGCCCCCACCCGCCGUACGCCGGCCACCGUCUCUCGCCGCUAGCCACCCUCCUCACGCUACCGUCCACCAUGGGCCGCCACUCACCGUCCGCCGGCCACCGUCUCCCGCCGCCGACCGCCCUCCUCCCGUCGCGGGCCCCCACCCGCCGUCCGCUGGCCACCGUCUUCGGCCACCCUCCUCCCGUUGCUGCCCACCAAGGGCAGCCACCCGCCAUCCAUCGGCCACCGUCUCCUACCACCGACCGCCCUCCUCUUGCUACCGCCCACCAAGGGUCGCCACUCGUCGUCCGCCGGCCACUGUCUCCCAUUGCCGACCGCUCUCCUCCCGUCGCAACCCGUCGUGGGCCCUCACCCGCCGUCCACCGGCCAUCGUCUCCCGCUGCCGACCACCCUCCUCCCGUUACCAUCUGCCUUCUGUCGUUGCCGCCCCACUCUCGCCCUCCUCCCGUCGCCUGCCGCUGCCCGACGCCGGCUGCCUCCAUCCGCCGUCCUCCGCAUUGGUCGCGUCGCCAUCCGCCGCCACCUCCCCCGCCGUCCGUCGCUUGUCGUUUGAUGCCACUAAAUGAGAAGUUAAAAUUUUCUGCUUCACUCACUUUUAUUGCUCGCCCUCACCGCCCAACUGCUAGUCGUUUCCCGCUUGCCGCCGACCGUCACCCCCUGUCAUUCGCCGCCGUUGCCUGCCUGCCUGCCAUUCGCCUCCACUCGCUGCCCGUUGGCUGUCACCCACUGGCCGUUUGCUGUCCAUCACCUCUCAUCGUCUGCCGCUGCCUGCCUGAUGUCGCCCGAUGUUGCUCGGUGUCGCCCGCCACCCUCCGUUCGCUCAUCGCCGACUGGUCAGCCGUCUACCUCUGCUUGCCACCUGCUCGCCGCUAG